This is a messenger RNA of Solanum dulcamara, 994 nucleotides long. RefSeq names its product chlorophyll a-b binding protein 3C, chloroplastic-like. Gene Ontology annotation, biological process: response to light stimulus; photosynthesis, light harvesting in photosystem I. Bases 78 to 881 code for a protein of 267 amino acids. Gene Ontology annotation, cellular component: plastoglobule; chloroplast thylakoid membrane; chloroplast envelope. NCBI's taxonomy places the organism in Eukaryota, Viridiplantae, Streptophyta, Magnoliopsida, Solanales, Solanaceae. The record is from RefSeq and is a predicted model, not a curated record. The transcript has a single exon.
UGCAAGGCCCAUAAAACUCAAACCUCAAAUCAACUCAUAUUUUUGUGCAUUCAAGAGUUUCUCAUUCUAGUUGUACAAUGGCUGCUGCUACAAUGGCUCUUUCUUCAUCUACAUUUGCUGGAAAGGCAGUAAACCUCUCACCAUCUUCCUCUGAAAUCACCGGAAAUGGAAGAUUCACCAUGAGGAAGGCUGCCACCAAGGCCAAGCCUGUCUCUUCUGGUAGUCCAUGGUAUGGUCCUGAUCGUGUCAAGUAUUUGGGCCCAUUCUCUGGUGAAUCCCCAAGCUACUUGACUGGUGAAUUUCCUGGUGACUAUGGAUGGGACACUGCUGGACUUUCAGCCGAUCCAGAAACUUUUGCCAAGAAUCGUGAGUUGGAGGUGAUCCACUGUAGAUGGGCCAUGCUUGGAGCUCUUGGUUGUGUCUUUCCUGAGCUCUUGGCCCGUAACGGUGUAAAGUUUGGUGAGGCUGUUUGGUUCAAAGCUGGAUCUCAAAUUUUCAGCGAGGGUGGACUUGAUUACUUGGGCAAUCCAAGUUUGGUCCAUGCACAAAGUAUCUUGGCCAUUUGGGCUUGCCAAGUUGUGUUGAUGGGAGCCGUCGAGGGUUACCGUAUUGCUGGUGGGCCUCUUGGUGAGGUUGUUGACCCACUUUACCCUGGUGGUAGCUUCGACCCAUUGGGCCUUGCUGAUGAUCCAGAGGCUUUUGCUGAACUCAAAGUGAAGGAGAUUAAGAAUGGUAGACUUGCUAUGUUCUCCAUGUUUGGAUUCUUCGUUCAAGCUAUUGUCACCGGAAAAGGUCCAUUGGAAAAUCUUGCAGACCACCUUGCUGAUCCAGUUAACAACAAUGCAUGGGCUUUUGCCACAAACUUUGUUCCCGGAAAGUGAACUUCUUAAAAUAGUGUCUUCUAGUAGUAUUUGAUUUGUUUGAUAUCUAGCCCUGUAAAGCAAGCUAUUGUAAAUUACUGGAGAUUAUAUAUGAAUUUUUAUUUGAUCUCCCA